Messenger RNA from Prorocentrum cordatum, 837 nucleotides. The record is from the annotation of a GenBank genome assembly. NCBI's taxonomy places the organism in Eukaryota, Dinophyceae, Prorocentrales, Prorocentraceae.
AUGCUGGACAUCCAGCGAAGAUCACGGCAUGAUGAUCCUUCCUUCGACGUGGCCAAGAAGUUCUGUGGGAGGAGAAAACAACGGAGCGCAGUGCUGAACUUCUUCCGCGAGCAGUCCAGAUUACGUUCGAAAGCUAGUCCAAGUUUUCACCUUGCGGAUGUCAGCACAUACAGUAAAAAUAGGCAGUGGCAGCGGGCUUUGUUUUUGCUCAGCGAGACCUGGGAGGUAAAGGCGGAGCUCUCCGUCAUCAGCUGCACCGCUGGGAUCAGCGCGUGCGAGAAGGGCUUCCAGUGGCAGCGGGCUCUGGCGCUGCUGAGCGAAAUGCGGGAGGCGGAGUUGGUGCCCGACGCCAUCAGCUACAAUGCCGUGAUCAGCGCGUGCGGCAAGGGCGAGGAAUGGCAGCGGGCUCUGUCGUUGCUCUGGGAGAUCCGGGAGGCGAAGUUGGAGCUAGAUGUUAUCAGCUUCAAUGUUGGGAUUAGCGCGUGCGAGAAAGUCGAGCAGUGGCAGCACGCUUUAGCUCUGCUGAGCAAGAUGUGGGUGGCGAGCAUGGAGCCCGACGUCAUCAGCUACAAUGCUGGGAUCAGCGCGUGCGUGAAGGGCGAAGAGUGGCGGCGGGCUUUGGCGCUACUCAAGGAUAUGGCGGAGGCGAGGUUGAGUUCUAAUUCCAUCAGCUACAACGCUGGGAUCAGUGCGUGCGGCAAGAGCGAGCAGUGGCAACGCGCUUUAGCGCUGCUGAGCGAGAUGCGGGAGGUGAAGUUGGAACCCAACUCAGCUACAGUGCUGGAAUCAGCGCGUGCGAGAAGGGUGACCAGUGGCAGCGGGCCCUUGCGUUGCUGA